Thamnophis elegans (Western terrestrial garter snake) is the source of this 3836-nucleotide messenger RNA. RefSeq names its product SMAD family member 1 (gene SMAD1). The coding region runs from base 699 to 2096 and encodes 465 amino acids. Gene Ontology annotation, molecular function: RNA polymerase II cis-regulatory region sequence-specific DNA binding; I-SMAD binding; DNA-binding transcription factor activity, RNA polymerase II-specific. Lineage: Eukaryota; Metazoa; Chordata; Lepidosauria; Squamata; Natricidae. Gene Ontology annotation, cellular component: heteromeric SMAD protein complex. The transcript is spliced from 8 exons. Gene Ontology annotation, biological process: BMP signaling pathway; cell differentiation; transforming growth factor beta receptor signaling pathway. The record is from RefSeq and is a predicted model, not a curated record.
UGGCAGUGGGGUAAGUGGAGGUUGGGUGGCUCCGACUCUCUGACGCCAGUGAGACCAGAUCAAUCCAGGCGCAGUGGCGGAGCUAGCGCUGGGCUGCUUGGCGGCGGCGGCGGCUCUGGAAGCGAGAGCGAAAAAGCAGCAGCCGCGGCAGCAGCAACGGGUGGGACUUUGCCCGCCUGUCCAAGCAGCUGCGACGCGCUGUCCGGGCGCUUUGCAUGAUCUUUUCCCUUAUUCCCUCGCCUCGCCCCUCGCGGACAGCUGUUCAGUUCGUGUCACUGGUAGAUUCUUGUAGACAACAGAUUCAUCAAGGUUUCUGCUAACCAAGAAAGAUUUGCAUCAACAAUAAUUAUGUGGGCCGCUACAAAUUUAUUAAUGAGGUUGGAAAAGAGAAAAUUGAAUUACCAGAAGUCCCUGGAAUGUACUUUCACUUGAAUUAGGAGAGUUUGUUUUUCAGUCUGGGUCAGGAAAUGAUCGGACUGAAUGAAGGACGGAAAUCUUUCUCUAACAGAUUUCUUUCUGGUACCUGCCUAAGACCUGGAACCCCAAAGACAUCUAUCAGACUGGAAUGUUGGGUUCAUUUUGCAAAAAUUCGGAAUUGGGAAAGAUCAUCUGAAUUUACUCUGGACAGUUGUUGGAAGGAGAUAUAGGAUUUCUUAACAUAGAAAUUGUGCUCCAAUAUUUCCUUCUAACUAAUCACGAUGAAUGUAACAAGUUUGUUCUCCUUCACAAGCCCAGCUGUUAAAAGACUGCUGGGGUGGAAGCAAGGAGAUGAAGAGGAAAAAUGGGCAGAGAAAGCUGUUGAUGCCUUAGUUAAAAAACUGAAGAAGAAAAAAGGAGCAAUGGAAGAGUUGGAAAAAGCAUUAAGUUGUCCUGGUCAGCCAAGCAACUGUGUUACAAUUCCUCGUUCCUUAGAUGGCAGACUUCAGGUUUCUCAUCGCAAAGGGCUUCCCCAUGUAAUUUAUUGUCGUGUGUGGCGCUGGCCCGAUCUUCAGAGUCAUCAUGAACUUAAACCACUGGAAUGCUGUGAGUUUCCCUUUGGUUCAAAACAGAAGGAAGUCUGCAUCAAUCCCUAUCAUUACAAACGAGUGGAAAGCCCAGUUCUUCCUCCUGUGCUUGUUCCUAGACACAGUGAAUACAACCCUCAGCACAGUCUCCUGGCACAAUUUCGCAACUUGGGACAAAACGAGCCGCAUAUGCCACACAAUGCUACUUUUCCAGACUCUUUCCAGCAACCCAACAGUCACCCAUUUCCCCAUUCACCAAACAGUAGCUAUCCAAAUUCGCCUGGAAGCAGCAGUGGUACCUACCCUCAUUCACCUGCCAGCUCAGACCCAGGAAGCCCUUUUCAGAUGCCAGCUGAUACUCCGCCUCCUGCUUACCUACCUCCAGAAGAUCAGAUGACCCAGGAUGGUUCACAACCAAUGGAUACCAAUAUGAUGGCACCUUCAAUUCCUUCAGAAGUAAACAGAGGAGAUGUUCAGGCAGUUGCUUAUGAAGAGCCAAAACACUGGUGCUCUAUUGUCUAUUAUGAACUCAAUAAUCGUGUUGGGGAGGCAUUUCAUGCCUCUUCCACAAGUUUGUUGGUGGAUGGCUUCACUGAUCCCUCCAAUAACAAGAACAGGUUUUGCCUGGGGCUCUUGUCAAAUGUUAACCGGAAUUCUACUAUUGAGAAUACUAGGCGGCAUAUUGGCAAAGGAGUUCAUCUGUAUUAUGUUGGUGGAGAAGUCUAUGCAGAAUGCCUUAGUGACAGUAGUAUAUUUGUGCAAAGCCGAAAUUGCAAUUACCAUCAUGGCUUUCAUCCAACUACCGUCUGCAAAAUUCCGAGUGGCUGCAGCUUAAAAAUUUUCAACAAUCAAGAAUUUGCUCAACUUUUAGCUCAGUCAGUGAACCAUGGCUUUGAAACAGUGUAUGAACUCACUAAGAUGUGCACUAUUCGUAUGAGUUUUGUAAAGGGUUGGGGAGCUGAAUAUCACCGGCAAGAUGUCACAAGCACGCCAUGUUGGAUUGAAAUUCAUUUGCAUGGUCCCCUUCAGUGGCUGGAUAAAGUUCUUACACAGAUGGGCUCUCCUCAUAACCCAAUCUCUUCUGUGUCUUAAAAGAGUUCUGAAUUUCAGAAUCUAGUGAGCCUUGCAUGUACUUGAAGGAUGUUUGGGUCAGACACAUGUACAAAACUGGCAGCAGCCUUUAUACUUGAUAUCUGUGACCAAUUAUUAGAUCAGGAAGAAAGCUCCUACUAAGUUAUUUUAAUAAAUUCAAUUUCCACGAAUAAUAAUCUCUUUCCAAUCUUUAGGUUACGGAUUGUAAAAGCUAGGGAUGGCCAACUUAAUGUCAAUUGAACACUGUUCUCAAGCAGUGUUAUUUAGCACACUAACAUCACCAUAUGUGACUCAUUCAUUAUAAUUUGUCCUGAAAUGAAUACCCAACAUUGAAAGUUAUACACUCAAAGGAAAGUUUGCAUUGGUAUUUGAAAGUCUGGGUAAUAGUAGCUGUCUUGGGGGGGAAAGGCUUCUGUUUAUCUUCUGGAAACUGUGUAUUGACCAUAAUGCUGCAAGAAUUUUUAGGUAUGCUCUCUCCUAAAUGUAUGUACAGUGUAAUUGGAAUUUAGAGAUGGACAAUAAAUUAGAUAGACGUGGGAAGUGGGUGGGAAGUGAAGCUGACAAAGGAAAGGUAGAAUUAUACUGUUAAACAUAGCUUGUUAAAACAAGACCAAGUCUUUCUGUGUGCAUUUCACUUUUAAUAGUGGCUUCAUCUUAAUAUUAACCAAUAUUUCUGCCAUCUCCAGCUUCAUAGAGAAAGGGUGGGUCAAUGCUUUUGUCAUGUACUGCACGGUCUGUAGAUUUCAAGACAAAACUGUACAGUCUUUAAAAAAUUGGGCAGUUUUAUGCAGUUCACAUAACAGAAGCAACUUUUUCAUUUUGUAAAACUUUUGUGUUUUGCCAACUCAGCAGAUAUUAGCUUAUGUUGGGAGGACUUAAUCAACCUAUUCAAGUGUUUCAAACUAAAAGGUUAUUUUUUUUAAACUAUUUUAAUUGUUUCUUUCUGCUAAUGUUUUUAUAUUCAUUCAAGCUGUAGUACUUUUUCAGUAUUUUUUUUAAUUCCAAAACAUAAGGGGGGGAGGGGUUCAUCCUUAUUGAAGUUCAAAUAAACAUAUUGCUUACUUUGAUUAAAAUAAUCUCUUCUGCAACUUUUGUUUAUAAUCAAGAUGAAAAAGCCUAUUAGUUUUCAGAUAAAAGAAUGUGGAUACCUGAAGAGUUGAUAAUGUUUGUUCAGGAGUUCAAAAUAUCACCACGCAAGUGGUAAAUUGACACUUAAAAUUCCCUUUAUGAUUACUUAACACUUGAAUAAUUUGUCCACUUUCAUAUUGUGAACUUAAUGUGAAAUAGUCAUUUACAGUUUUGCACAAGCUGUUGUUAUGUUAUAUUCAUCAUAGUUAUGAGAACACCACAUAUUACCACUUAUGAGCUUAGGUAUUAUGGUCUGAUGGGCACUGCUCUAAAAAAAAUCAGGAAUGCCUGGUUUAUACAAAAAUAUUAAGUAUGGUCCUGGCUAAAUAUUUAUCUACAUCUAAUCAUUUGAUUUAUAAACUUUGUUGGGGGGGGGGACAAUAUGUUCAAACUCACUUUUGCUUUCUUUAGUAAAGGGCUGGUAAAAUUAUAAUGUGCAAAUCACUCAAAGUAACUGGGGACAAGGUAUUGUAGCUAGAUUCAAAACUGUAAAGGGAAGCAUUAAAAAGUUCAAAUCUCCUUUGAGUCAAACUCAAAUUGUGGAAUCUUCCAGAAUUCUCUUGAAGUCUCUUGUGAUUGCUUUAGUAGAUUAAAAAAAAAACCUUUCCAAUA